UGCCACGCGACGGCUGUUAUGAUUACAUGCCUCCACAUGAGAAGUUUUAUUUAUCUUUUUUACACCGUCGGAUGCCGUAUUUAUUAAUUUAUUUUAUUUGCUAUCGUGUUAAAGAGCUUGUUUUAGUGCGGAGGCCGAGUUUGAUGCGACAGCGCUCAUAAUGCAUGAUGAAUGAGUAUUCUGUUCAACAGGAAAAUGAAUUAGAAGCGCUUUCAUCGAUAUUUGGAGAUGAUUUUAAGGAUAUCAGACCAGAAGAUCCAUGGAAGGUCAGGCGACCUCCUGAGGUUUAUCUCUACCUGCGACCUCAAGGACUCGGUUAUGGACAGACGAGUUACGUGUCAGUGGAGCUGCUGGUCAAAUGUCCACCAACAUACCCAGAUGUGCCUCCAGAGCUGGAGCUGAAGAAUGCCAAAGGUCUUUCCUACGACAAACUGCAGAAUCUUCAGACGGAGCUCAAUAAACUGGCCAAAGACCGCUGCGGAGAGGUGAUGAUCUAUGAGCUGGCAGGUUUCGUUCAGGGUUUCCUGACAGAACACAACGUUCCUCCCUCGAGUUCCUUCCACGAGGAGAUGCUGAAGAACCAGCGGCUGCUGCAGGAGCGUUUGGCUUUGGAGGAACAGCAGAAGAUCGAUCAGCGCCGCAGACAGGAAGAACAGAUGCAAAAUGAGAUACUUGCUGAAAUUCAAAGGAGGGAAGAGGAGAAGAGAGAAGAGAAGAGAAAGAAAGAGAUGGCCAAACUGGAGCGUUUGGAGACUGCAGUCGUGGGGAAAAGGCAAACAUCAGCUUCACCCGUGUCACCAGUGGAUCCCUCUGAAAUAAAGAAAACACUUCAGAGCAGACGGCGAACGACCUCCAGCAGUCGACACAGGCGAGACACAUACAGUGAAGAUAAUCCACGGCAACAGGAAGUCCUGCACUUCAGCAACAGCCUCCUGGGUGAUGUCGUUGUUCACAGAGGGAAGUGCAUAGGCGUGAGUGAGCGUCUGGGUCGCAGUGUGUAUUACGCUUUCAACUCCACCUCUGGGGAUUUUGCCGUUGUGUACGAGUGGAUUCUUCGCUGGAAUAAGACGAUCGGAAAGUUCUUCACCAGCCAAGAGAAAGAGAAGAUUGAGAAGUGCAAAAAGCAGAUUAAUGGUGCUGAGAGUGAGUUGAGCUCCCUGUUGAAGCUGCAGCAUCCGAAUCUUGUGCGCUAUCAGGCCUUGAGCUGCUGCGAGCAUGAAGACUCUUUAGUGGUGGAUCUCCUGACCGAACACAUUCCUGGCUCCAGUCUGGCACAGAACCUCGCCAGCAACACGCCGGUGCCCGUCGACCAACUGCGCCAUUACGCCAUCCAACUUGUCAGUGCUCUUGACUAUCUGCACAGUAACUCAGUGGUCCAUAAACAGCUGAACUCGUCCUGUGUUCUCCUGGACGCUCAGGGCAAUGUGCGUCUCACCGACUACAGUCUGUCGAAGCGUCUGUCAGACGUCUGUAAGGAGGACAUCUUUGAGCAGGGUCGCGUGCGCUUCAGUGAGGACAUGCUGCCCACACGCGCUGGCAAGAAGGGAGAUGUGUGGAGUUUAGGGCUGCUUCUGCUGGCGCUCAGUCAGGGGAGAGACGUGAAGGAAUAUCCUGUGACUGUCCCAUCAAACCUACCAGCUGACCUGCAGGACUUUCUCAACCAAUGUGUGUGUCUUAAUGACGCUGAUCGCUGGCACACCCAUCAGCUGCUAGAUCAUCCGUUCCUGCAUCCUCCAUCACCCAAGAGCAUCCCGCCAUGUCAGGAGUCCAGUCCAGAGGAUACUGGUGUUGAUUUCGCAUCUACGGUUGUUCCGCACAGUCACCUCCUCAGCGCCCCCUUCAGCACGGGUGUGGAAAAACAGUUCUCGCGCUACUACAAUGAGUUUUCAGAGCUGCAGCUGCUGGGGAAGGGAGCGUUUGGUGCUGUUAUCAAGGUCCAGAAUAAACUGGACGGUUGUUACUACGCGGUCAAACGGAUCCAGGUGAAUCCGGCUAGUAAACAGUUCCGUCGGAUCAAAGGUGAGGUGACCCUGCUGUCACGACUCAACCAUGAGAACAUAGUCCGUUAUUAUAACGCGUGGAUCGAGCGUCACGAGACUCCUUCGACCGGCGGUUUAACCAGCGACAGUUCUGAGAUGCAGAGCACCCCCGAACGUCCCGCCCGUCCCGCGGCUCCGUCACGGCAGAAUGAACUGAAUCUAAUGGACAACAUUGAGGACGACGCGCCGCCGCCAGCGCUCGCCAGUUCAGUGGAGUGGAGCACGUCACUGGAGAGAUCAUCCAGUGCCAAAUGUACCGCGGCAGACUCUACAGAUGACGAGGACGAUGAAGAGGAGGAUGUGUUCUGUCCCUCCUUCCUCCCCCCCGACAGCGACUCAGAGAGUGACAUCAUCUUUGAUAAUGGUGAUGUCAGCAGGGUCAGUUUCUUACAGGAGGAGCUCAGCAAUAGGAAAGCAGUGGAUCCAUUAGAGAGUUCAGACUCCGACAACCCCCUCCUGAUCGCACAUUACCUGUAUAUACAGAUGGAAUACUGUGAGAAAAGCACUUUAAGAGACACAAUCGAUCAGGGUUUGCAUCAGGAUGUCAGUCGCCUCUGGAGAUUCUUCAGGGAAAUCCUGGAUGGACUGUCUUAUAUCCAUGAACAGGGAAUGAUCCACCGAGAUCUGAAGCCCGUCAACAUCUUCCUGGACUCACAGGACCAUGUGAAGAUCGGAGACUUCGGCCUGGCGACGGAUCACCCCGCUAAUGUGGCAGCAGGUAAACUGGAGGCAGAAGAAAACACUUCAGGAUUCAUCCCAAAAUCAGAUGCAAAUGAUAACAUGACAGGUAUGGUCGGGACGGCGCUUUAUGUUGGUCCAGAGGUUCAAGGAAACACUAAAGCAACAUACAACCAGAAAGUGGAUUUGUUCAGUCUGGGCAUCAUCUUGUUUGAGAUGUCCUACAGACCGAUGACCACGGCAUCAGAACGAAUCUUUGUGCUCAGUCAACUCAGGAAAGAGUCGAUCAAUUUUCCUGACGACUUCUAUGAGUAUGAGUGUGAGAGUGGAACACAGAGGAAGGUGAUUGGCUGGUUGUUGAAUCAUGAUCCAGCGUUGCGUCCGACGGCCGUGGAGCUCUUGAAGAGCGAUCUGCUCCCCCCGCCGCAGAUGGAGGAGUCUGAACUACACGAGGUGUUGCAGCACACAAUGGCCAACAUCAACGGGAAGGCCUACCGCACGAUGGUCAACCAACUGUUCUCUCAGAACAUCUCACCGGUCAUGGACUUCACAUACGAUAUUGACAUUCACAAGGGCAGUUUUAAUUUCACCAGUGCUAAACUGCAGCAGUACGUGUACGAGACAGUCACCAGAAUCUUCAGAAGACACGGUGCUGUACGUCUACAGACGCCGCUGUUGUUGCCUAGGAACAAGCGUCUGUAUGACGGAUGUGAGACGGCGUGUUUUAUGGAUCACAGCGGUAUGCUGGUGUCUCUACCGUAUGAUCUGAGGCUGGCGUUUGCCAGAUUUGUUGCCAGAAACAACAUUUCACAUCUUAAAAGGUACAGUAUCGAGCGUGUUUUCAGGCCGCGUAAGCUGGAUCGCGCUCACCCUCGAGAGCUGCUGGAAUGUGCGUUUGACAUCAUCAUUCCUAUCAGUAACAGUCUGCUGCCGGAUGCUGAAGUCAUCUACACCAUCUCUGAGGUCAUACAGGAGUUCAGCGCUCUACAGGACAGGAACUACAUCAUCUAUCUGAAUCACACCAGUCUGUUAAAGGCGGUUCUGCUGCACAGUGGAGUACCAGAAGACAAACUCACACAAGCCUCAAAUAUACUGUGCGACAUGAUGAGUGAGAAACUGACGAAACACGAAGUGGAAGCCAAAUUCUGUAACCUGUCCUUGUCCAACAACAGCUUACAGACGCUGUAUAAGUUCAUCGAACAGAAAGGAGAUUUGCUGCAGUUGAUUCCUCUCAUUAACUCACUCACGAAACAGAAGACGUCAGCGGUCGCUCAGAUGGCCAAACAAGGCCAGAAAGAUCUAGAAGAAGUCCUCAACCUGCUGAAGAAGCUGGGAGUUAAACUUCAGGUGGUGGUGAAUCUCGGUUUGGUCUAUAAGGUUCAGCAUCACUGCGGCAUCAUCUUUCAGUUCGUGGCGUUUAUCAGGAAACGCAAACGCACCGUCCCUGACAUUGUAGCUGCAGGCGGACGAUAUGAUCAUCUGAUCAUUGAGUUUCGUGGACCGACUGCAUCUGGUCCGGUACCGUCAGCAGUGGGCGUCAGUAUCGCUCUGGAUAAAAUCUGCUCCGCUGUGGCGAACAUGGAAGAACCGCCUGCGGUCAGCUCCUGUGAUGUUCUGGUGGCUCCGGUGGGUCAGUCUUCAAUGAUCAGAGCGAUUACUGUCAUUCAGAAACUUUGGAGUGCCGGAGUCUCGUCAGAUGUCGUCUAUGACGUGUCGCAGUCUCAGGAGAGUCUUCUGGAAUAUUGCAGACAAGCUGGAAUUACCUUCAUGGUUUUGGUGUCUGAUAAAGAUGGACAUUAUCUGAAGGUGAAAAGUUUUGAGAAAGACCGUCAGUCGGAAAAGAGAAUUCCUGAGGCAGAUCUGGUCGAUCACUUCAUCCAAAAGAGGACCAAACUCUCAGAGGAGAGAAGCAGGGAAAUAUCGGAAAGUGUUUCUCUACAGAAUCCAAAGGCGUCAUUACUGGGAACCUCAGGUUUGUCUGAGUCACACGGGAGCAAUGCCACAAUAUCCGUGAAUGUAAAUCUCGUGACACCUGAGAAAAUCUCGGCGAGUUCCCGCCGGAGGUACGAAACACAGAUCCAAACACGACUGCAGAAUUUAGGCAGCAAUUUGCAGAACAAGAGCAAUGACAUCGAAGUGUUGGCCGUCGAUCUGCCCAAGGAAACUCUCAUCUACUUUCUGUCCCUGGAGUUUGAAAGUGAAGAGAUGUUCAACAUAAGUGUGAAAACGCUGCUCUCUCGCCUCCCCAAACAGCGGUACCUCAAAUCCAUCUGUGAACAGAUUCACCACUUAAAAAUCUAUAAAAGGGUAGCUGUGGUGGUUCUUUACAGCUACAGAGACGAUUAUUAUAAGAUCCUGCUGUGAUUCAAACAUCCACGGCACUUCCUGGAGAACUGAAGGUCAUUUCGAACAAGAGUCGAUGCCAAAGGCUGAUUGACAGACGUUUGUGUUGAUCAAUCAGAGAUGAUCAUGUUUAUUGAUGAGAAAAUACUGUACAGAGCUGAAUUUAAAAAAAUAAAUAUUUUC
Messenger RNA from Xyrauchen texanus (razorback sucker), 5243 nucleotides. It is a transcript of the gene eif2ak4, whose product is annotated as eukaryotic translation initiation factor 2 alpha kinase 4. Gene Ontology annotation, cellular component: cytosol. Gene Ontology annotation, molecular function: eukaryotic translation initiation factor 2alpha kinase activity; protein binding; ATP binding. Gene Ontology annotation, biological process: regulation of translational initiation by eIF2 alpha phosphorylation; DNA damage checkpoint signaling. The record is from RefSeq and is a predicted model, not a curated record. NCBI's taxonomy places the organism in Eukaryota, Metazoa, Chordata, Actinopteri, Cypriniformes, Catostomidae.